GGGAAACUGUGUAGUCGCUGGCCUCUGUUCAGUGGCAUUGUUCGUGCCAGGUUCUCUGCGGUUUUUUCACAGGCAGCCGGUUUGGGCAGAGGCGGUCUAAUCAUCUAUGUAGGUUGGAUGAUUUGUGAAGAUGUCUAAAGAAAAGGAAAAACAUUUUCAGGAUCGCUUAAAGAAGUUCUUCAAGCAAAAUCGUGAUGGAGGCGGCUACAGCCAAUACCUCAGUCAACCAUUUGAAUACACGCCGGAGCUGCGGCAGAGUCUCCGCCCCGACUCGGCCCCUGGUGCCCGGGUCCGUGUCCUGCAGGAGCUGGUGGAACGGGUGAAGCGGCUGCGGCUGGACGACCUGCAGCUGGUGACGCUGCUCUCGGACGUGCAAGACCUGCUGCACCCUUCCACGGCGCGCGACCUGCGCCACGCCGUGUUCGCCGCGCUUGUCAGCCUUGUCAACAGCCAGCUGGAACACAUGACGGCCGCCCGCGAGGAGCUGCUGGACAUGGUGGCGCGGCACAACGUGCCGGACGACUUUGAGAUCCGGGUGCGGAUGCUGUCGGCGCUGACGGAGGACGGUCGCAACCUGACCUACAUCGAGGAGGCGGUGCCGCCGCUGCUGCUGCAGCUACUGCCAGAGGCGCUGCAGCUGCCGGCCGGCGCCGGCGGCCAGACGGCGCUGCUCCGCCUCCUGCAGAACUGCGUCAAGUUCAAUGCCGCCUACGUGGAGUCCGAGCACGUGCAGCAGGUGGUGGAGCUGAUCUACACGCGCGCCACGGCCCAGCCGGGCGGCGUCGACACGUCCGCCUGCCUGGCGCUGUUCGACGUGAUCCUGUGCUACAGUGACCUGCCGCGCGCCGCGCUGGUGCGGCUGGCGGCGCUGCUGGCGCGGCUCGUCUGCCAGCCGCACCACGCGCGCCCCGCCUGGCGUCUCAUGCGCAACCUGCUCGGCACCAGCAUGGGUCACGUCACACUGCAGGUGCUCACGGAGCUGCUGAUGAACCGCGCCAACGCCAGGGACCCGGCCCUGCUCAAGGGCUGCAUCUUCUUCGGCUCGAUGGCGCUGUGGGGCGGCGAUCAGCGCGGCGGCGAGCUGCUGCCGCACGCCUGGGACCUGCUGCUCGACCUGGUGGACCGACUGUACACGGAGCUGGAGCGGUGCGCCGCCGACCGGCCCGAGGCCGGCGUGGUGGCCGCCGUGCACCGGGCGGCUGAUCACCUGCUCACGUACAGGUACACCUGGCUGUCGGAGCUGCGCGAGCUAGUGACCCGCUACUACGACCAGGAUGGUCGGACGUCCGUGCGGCUGGCCGUCUGUGACGUGCUGCAGCGCGUCUGGGACGGCUUCCGGCGGCUGGAGGCCACGCCGCUGCUGGAGACGGUGCUGCUGCCGGCCGCCGCCGCGCUGCCCGCCGAGCCGGACGCCGCCGUGCGCGCGCGCAUGGUGUGCCUGUUGGUGCGCGUGGCUGCCUCGUGUCGCUCGCCGCACUGCCUGGACGUGCUGGCGCUGUUGGAGCGCGUGCUGACAGCGCCGCUGGAGGCUGGCCGGCCGCUGGAGCUGGAGGCGGCACCGGCAUUGGAGGCGGCCGCCGCCGGCCUGGCCGAGGUGUUGGAGCGACACCUGACGGCGCUGCCGUCGUCGUUGGCGGUGAAGACCUACCGGGUGAUGGUGGACCACCUGCAUCGGCACUACGCAGCGCCGGACGUGCUGUCGGCGGUGCCGGCAGUGCGCACGCCGCUCCUGCUCUGCCUGCUCAGCCUGCGGGUGGACGCUCAGUGCCGUAUCGGCCUGCCGGACCGGACGAGCGGCGCGUUGCGGUUCAGCCAGCACCUGCUGGCCGAGCAGCGGCACGCCGAGCCGGCGCCGACCGUGACGCGGCUCAGCCUGACGCCGCUGCGGCUGGCCGUGAUCGCCGCGCUCGGUCACGAGCGCCACUACGACCUGCUGUCGACGCUGCUGCUGCGCGUGCCGCGCCUGCUGGAGAACAAGGCGCUGGUGCUGAGUGAGCAAGGCGGCGACGUCGACUACUUCGCGCAGGCCAUGUGCCAACUGUCGGCAGACAUCACGCCGGUGCUCUGCGGCAGGCUCACCCACCUGCCCGACACGUUCAAGACGUCCGACCUGCAGUCGCUAGUGUACCCGAUCCUGGUGUCGCUCACGUCCUACCACAACAACAUGAGCAUGCCGAUGCACCGGCGGCUGAUCGGCAGUCUGGAGAGCGGCCUGCGGUCGCGGUGCGCGCCGCAGUGCAUGGCGGCGCUCACCGUCUGCGCACUGGGCAUGCGCGAGGCCAUGGCCAAGCUGAUACACGAUGUGCUUAUCAGCAUGUCCAGACUCUCGUCCACCGUGGCCAUGGGCAACUCCGUGUUGGAGUUCCUCUCCACGCUCAUACGCAUCCCGAAGGUGUACUCGCGCUUCAACGAGGAGCAGUACAUGUCCAUCUUCGCCAUCGUGCUGCCGUACACCAACCCGGCCAAGUUCAACCACUACAUCGUGUCGCUGGCACACCACGUCAUCGCCAUGUGGUUCCUUAAGUGCAAGGUCAAGUACCGGCGCUGCUUCGUCAAGUACAUCAUCAAGGGGCUGAAGACCAACUUCAGCAACAUCCAGGCCAUCUGGCGUCAGCAGCAGGCGCUGGGAUCGCAGCAGACGGCCGAGGGCGCGGCAGUCAACGAGGACUCGAGCAACAGGCGCAGGUCGUCCAGCCUCUCUGACCGGGCCAGCCAGGCGCGCGGCCGCGACGGCCGUACCUUCUCGCUGUCGCGGCGUGCCCAGGAGACGCCGGCCGACCCGGGCCUGCGGCGCGGCUCCCUGCUGCCCGGGCCGGCCCCGGCGCCGCCGCCGCCGCCGCCGCCGGCGGCGCCCAUCAGCGUCACGCGCGAGCUCAUCAAGUUCCACCGCGAGCUGACGGAGACGUGUGUCGACCUGAUGGCCCGCUACACGGGCGCCAACUACGCGGUGCUGCCGGAGCGCACGGCCGUCAUGGAGCUGCUGCUGGCGCGCGGCCUCAGUAACACGUGGGUCGUGGGCAACAAGCUGGUGACGGUGACAGUCGGCGGCUGCGGCGGCACCGUGUUCCGGCGCGGCCUCUGCGAGAAGUGCUACCACCUCUGCUGGUGUCAGGGCUGGGCCGAGAUCCUGGUGCGCCGGCCGUCCGGCAACAUGGCGUGGAUGACGCGGCUGGAGAAUCGGCAGCUGGUGAGCUCCGACGAUCUGCCGGCGCCAGACCUGCUGACGCUGAUCGCGCCUGGCACGUCCGACCAGACGGUGGAGCGCCUGCUCCGGCAGGCGGAGCCGGCGGCCGCUGGCAGCCCACCGCCCCAGGCGACCGUCGGCUCGCCACCGCCGCCAGCGCCGGCGCCGGCGCCGCCCGAGAUCAACAUCAUUCAAGAGGACGCGCCGCCGCGCCGCCCGCUCUCGCGCACGCGCAGUGGCGAGACGCGCCGGCAUAGCCUUUUCAAGUCAAUCUCGGGCGGUCAGAUGCCGCCGGUGUCGCCUCGCCAGGGCCGCGACCGCAGUCACACCAUCUCGGUGAUGUCUCCGACGCGUCGCGCGCCGGCGCCGGACCCACUGGCCGAUGACGCGCGGAUCGGCCUGCUGCCGGAGCAGGUGCUGCUCCAGCUCUUCCACAGCUCCGAGGUAGAGGCGGAGGAGGACACAUGCGCGGAACAGAGCCAGUCGGAACCGCACGAGUCCGACAUCAUGCUGAUGGAGAACGGGCCGGACACGGAGCGCACACUGGCCGUGUUCGACCGCAUCACGCCAAUGGAGACGCAUAAGAUCGGCGUGCUGUACGUGGCCGCGGGCCAGGCGGCCGACGAGGCGGCGAUCCUGCGCAACCAGUGCGGCUCGGCCCGCUACAAUCAGUUCCUCCAGGGCCUGGGUCGGCUGGUGGAGCUGACCGAGGCCCAGCCGGACAAGACGUUCCUGGCCGGCCUGGACCGGACCGGCUCCGACGGCCGGUUCGCCAUCAUGUGGGAAGACGACCUGAUGCAGGUGCUGUUCCACGUGGCCACCAUGAUGCCGACCGUGGACGAGCGGUGCAAUAACAAGAAGAUGCACAUCGGCAACGACUUCGUGCUGAUCGUGUACAACGAGUCGGGGCAGGAGUUCAACAUCACCACCAUCCGCGCCCAGUUCUGCUACGCCGGUGUGGUGGUCGAGCCGCUCGACCACGGCACAAACCGCAUUGUCAUCCGCACCAAGGGCAAGCUGCAGGAGCUGUUCGGGCACACGGAGGUGACGCUCGUUUCGGACCAAAACCUGGCCGUCAUGGCGCGCCAGCUAGCGCUGCACGCCAACCUGGCCUCGCUGAUCCAGCAGCGCGGCGUGGCCGGGCCCGACCCGUACGCCUCCAACUGGCUGGAGCGGCUGCGCCACAUCAAGCGCGUGCGCCGGCGCGUGGCCGACCGUUGCGCCGUGGCCGGCGAGCCCGCUGUCUGA
Messenger RNA from Pollicipes pollicipes, 4432 nucleotides. RefSeq names its product TSC complex subunit tuberin (gene gig). The coding region runs from base 131 to 4432 and encodes 1433 amino acids. NCBI's taxonomy places the organism in Eukaryota, Metazoa, Arthropoda, Thecostraca, Pollicipedomorpha, Pollicipedidae. Gene Ontology annotation, cellular component: cytoplasm; TSC1-TSC2 complex; nucleus. The transcript is spliced from 19 exons. Gene Ontology annotation, molecular function: GTPase activator activity. The record is from RefSeq and is a predicted model, not a curated record. Gene Ontology annotation, biological process: negative regulation of phosphatidylinositol 3-kinase/protein kinase B signal transduction; regulation of cell cycle; negative regulation of insulin receptor signaling pathway.